GCGGGAAAGAUCGACCAUUUCCCAACAGUGGUAUCAGAGCCAGGUUCACUUGAAACCGUCAUUAGCUCGUGCAGUUCAAGAUGGAGGACAACGUCACUCAUGAUGGAGACAUGUUCAAGCUCACGGCCAACAACUACUCAUAUUGGAAAGCGAUGAUGGAAGACCAUCUAUACUGCAAGGAUUUGCAUGAGCCCAUCAUCUACAAAGACAAGGUCGAAGGCAAGAGCGAUGCUCAAUGGGAGCUACUCAAUCGCAAGGCCGUUGCAAUGAUCCGUAAGUACAUUGAUAAGACUCUCUUCGAGCAUGUUUCUACGUACACAAAUGCUUAUGAGUUAAGAACAAAGCUUGAGUCCAUGAUUCAAAAGAAAACGCCUCGUAACAAAGCCAAUUUAGUUCGACGGUUGGUGAAACUAGAGUACAAGGAUGGCCAAAGUAUGAUUGAGCACUUGAACAACUUCACGGGGCUCGUAAAUCAGUUAACAAAAGUUGAUAUGAAGAUUGAUGAUGAGUUGCAAUCCCUUCUACUCCUUAGUUCCUUGCCGGAAAGCUGGGAUACACUUGUGGUUACCCUUAGUAACUCAGCUCCGGAAGGAAAGCUCACCAUGGAUACCGUUAGUGAUAGCCUUCUUGGAGAAGAAGCAAGGAGAAUGGAACGAGGCGAGCCCACCUAUUCCGAGGCCAACAUUAUUGAGAAGCAGAGUAGGCAUGAAACUCGGGGACGUAGCAAGAGCCGAGAUCCACAUCAAUCUCGAGGUAGAUCCAAGUCACGCUCAAGGAUUACUUGCUACUACUGUGGAAAGAUAGGCCACAAGAAAACUGAAUGUCGAUCCCUGAAGAGAGAUCAAAAGGCAAGUAACAUCAAGCCAGACCAGAUCGGCCCAACGAAGAAGCAAGAAGAGAAGAGUACUACAGCUGUAGUAUCAAGAGAAGAUCUGCUCUUUUUUGUUGGAGAAGGUAAUAUCCUAAACAUAGCUUGUGAUGAAAGCUCUUGGAUUAUAGACUCCGGUGCUUCCUUCCUUGUUACUCCACAUAGAAGUUUCUUCUCAUCCUACCAAAGUGGUGACUUUGGUACGGUACAAAUGGGAAAUCAAGAUAGGAGCAACAUCGUCGGGAAAGGAGACAUCAUCUUGGAAACAAGUACCAGAUGCAACCUUGUAUUAAAAGAUGUGAGACAUGUCCCGGCUAUGCGCCUGAAUCUUAUCUCCGCUGGAAAACUAGACGAUGUCGGUCUGGUGAAUUACUUUGGUGAAGGAAAGUGGAAGCUCACCAAAGGAAGUUUAAUUAUGGCUUGAGGAAAGAAGGAAGGAUCAUUGUAUGUGAUGCAAGCCAAGCUUUGCAAAGGCGAGAUAAAUUUUACUUAUGAUGAUAUGGAGGUAUGGCAUAAAAGACUUGGGCACAU
Messenger RNA from Cuscuta campestris, 1399 nucleotides. Lineage: Eukaryota; Viridiplantae; Streptophyta; Magnoliopsida; Solanales; Convolvulaceae. The record is from the annotation of a GenBank genome assembly.